This is a messenger RNA of Lotus japonicus, 1905 nucleotides long. RefSeq names its product peptidyl-prolyl cis-trans isomerase FKBP53. The transcript is spliced from 11 exons. Gene Ontology annotation, molecular function: peptidyl-prolyl cis-trans isomerase activity. NCBI's taxonomy places the organism in Eukaryota, Viridiplantae, Streptophyta, Magnoliopsida, Fabales, Fabaceae. The record is from RefSeq and is a predicted model, not a curated record. Bases 117 to 1643 code for a protein of 508 amino acids.
AUGAGCUGGGCCUAAUAAGCGAACGGCAGGGCUAAUCCCAAAACGGCGCCCACCUGUGGUUUAGGGUUUAAAGAAGUUGGAACCCAGCCAGAGACGAGUUACGUUCAAGAACAACAAUGGGGUUCUGGGGUAUUGAAGUCAAACCUGGCAAACCAUAUCCUUAUCAUUCAGACAACAUCCCAGGAAAGCUUCAUGUCACUCAGGCUACACUAGGCAAUGGCUCAUCGACGGAGAAAAGUAUUCUUCAGUGUGCUUCUGGACACAAAAGUCCUGUUUUCUUGUGUUCGUUGCUACCAGAAAAGAUAGAGUCAUGCUCUUUGGAUCUUGAGUUUGAUGAGGAUGACUUAGUCGCAUUCUCUGUGCUUGGUUCACGGAGCAUCCAUCUUUCUGGUUAUUUUGUGGCAGACAGCCCGGAUGAACACCUCGGGGAUGAAUAUGAAUAUGAUUCAUUGGGAGAGGAUAUUGCGGAAACUGAGUCUGAGUCAGAUGAGUCAACUGAUUAUGAUAGUGAAGAUGAUUAUGGUGAUGAUUUCAUUGAUGAUAGUGAUUUUGAAAUGUACCCAUCUUCGCCAGUCCCAAACAGUGGAGUUAUAAUUGAGGAAAUAGUAGACGAACCUGAGAAUGAGAAUGGAGAUGAUUCGAAUAAGCAAUUGAAGAAAAAGGAACAGGUGCCUCGCUUGAAAGAGAAACACAGCAAAGGUUCUCAGCUUCAAAUUGUCAAUAAGGGGGAGAAUGACCUUGUUUUGGAAAGUGAAGAUGAAGACGGCUUUCCACUUUCCAAUGCAGAGAAAGGUAAAUCUGAAUCUGAGUCUCAGAAGGCUGAAUCAGAAAUAAAAGACCAGACUAAGAGAACUAACAAGGCCAAUAAGAAGGCGAAAGAUGUUGAUCAUUCCGCGACCUUAAAACGAAAAGUCGAAAGUGUCGUUGAAGAUGAGCAGCUGCAAGAUGGGAAAAAGAAGAAGAAGAAAAAUAGUAAGUUGAAAGAACAGGGUAAAGGGGAAAAAGCUCAUGCAUCUGCAAAGAGCAAUGAGACUAACGUUAAUACACCAGUUGAAAAACAUAAUGAGGAGGCUGAAACUACACCAGAUCUGAACAACGUCUCUCAUUCAAAGGAUGGGCAUGAUGGAAAACUAUCCAAUAACGAGGUUGUUGAGAAGAAAAAAAACAAGAAAAAGAAGAAGACCCAGGAGUCUGAAGGAGUAGCCACUGGAAAUCAAGUUGCUACACCUGUUGAGAAACAGAAUUUGCUUACCACUGAGAAAAAAGGGAAGGAACAGAGUGAAGCCAAGCCAUCUCAUAUCAGAACCUUUGCAAAUGGGUUGGUUAUAGAGGAGCUAUCCAUGGGUAAACCAGAUGGCAAAAGAGCUACUCCUGGACAAAAGGUCAGUGUUAAAUACAUUGGCAAGCUGAAAAAGAAUGACAAAAUAUUUGACUCAAAUGUGGGAAAAGCACCCUUUAAAUUCCGCCUAGGUAUAGGGCAAGUCAUCAAGGGGUGGGAUGUUGGUGUCAAUGGGAUGAGGGUUGGGGACAAAAGAAGAAUCACAAUUCCACCAUCUAUGGGAUAUGCCGACAAACGCGUCGGAAGUAUACCAGCAAAUUCGUGGCUUGUAUUUGAUGUGGAGUUAGUUGGUGUUGGUCGCUGAGUUCAACUUUUACAUCAAGGCUGAGAAAAAUGUUAAACCUAGCUCACAUUAAUCAUUUACCAUUGCGGGAUUGUCAUGAUACUUUCUUAUAUUAGAGGUGAAGUUUUGUAGGAAAUUUUGGAUUGAAAUAGGCCCAUUCAUUCACAGCUUUACGAAUAUGAACUUUCAACUAUAUAGUUUAUGGUUGUUUUUCACUAUCAAUACUCCAUAGUGUUCAGCUUCUUUGAAAUGCAUUUCAAGAAGGAUUUAAAUUUGUGUUCAA